GUGCCUGAUGUUCUAUAAGCACACAAACGACAGACUUUUAUGCGAUGUUUUUGGUUGUCUUUCUUUUUGUGUGUGUGUCUUUCUUUAAGAUGUCAACCGUUUCCCGAUGAGCUUGGUGGUGGUGAAUUUCACACCCCUUUUUUUUUUCCUCUCUGUAUGGAAACCUGGGUGUUAAUGGUGCUGGAGCAGGUCGUGUUUUAUAAGGAAUGAGGCUGUCUCUGGGAGCAGAGGGAAAGAAGCGAAAAGAGAGGAUGUGAAGAAAGAAAGAUUCAAGGAAGCUGCCAUUCGCGACAGGCAUUUCUUGGAUUAUCCUCAUUUUUUUUUUUAUUUUUUUUCAGAGCAUGUAAACAUAAGUGCAUUUGCAAAGUACUUUUUUUUUCUAUUAUUUUUUUUCUAGUUCAGCAUGAAAAUUGUCUUCUCUUUUCACUUCCCAGUGAAACUUAACUGUGCGACACCUAAAUAUGGAAAGUUGGUCUGUGGAUCAAGUCUGCAACUGGCUGAGACAGAGCAAUUUAGGAGAACUAGUUCCUAAGUUUCGCGAAGAAGAAGUAAGUGGAGCAGCUCUCUUGGCUCUGAAUGAUCGUAUGGUGCAGCAGCUGGUGAAGAAGAUUGGGCACCAAGCAGUGCUAAUGGACCUGAUUAAUAAAUACAAGCAACAAAAACAUGGGAUACAAUCUUUUGCAUAUGUCUGCGAAGCAGAUUUACCAACCCUUCCAGAGAUCAGUGGGUGA
Messenger RNA from Meleagris gallopavo (turkey), 731 nucleotides. Lineage: Eukaryota; Metazoa; Chordata; Aves; Galliformes; Phasianidae. The record is from RefSeq and is a predicted model, not a curated record.